Molecule: messenger RNA, 1156 nt
Organism: Cannabis sativa
Lineage: Eukaryota; Viridiplantae; Streptophyta; Magnoliopsida; Rosales; Cannabaceae
Product: ribulose bisphosphate carboxylase small subunit, chloroplastic 3
Exons: 3
Coding region: 459-962 (167 amino acids)
Source: RefSeq, a predicted model, not a curated record
GGAACCCAUGUUGUCCACAUCCUGAAUUUCCAAGCUUAAGAGAACAAAAAAUCCAAAUAGGCAUUCAUCACUAACUUCACAGACAUAUGUCACAUAUCUCUACAUUUAAUCAAAACUGUUGUAUGCUGAUGUCUUCAAUUCACAAGUGGCAAAAAUGUAAGGUGGGACCCCAAAACAUUUCCACUAGAGCCAAACUCUAAAUAGGGAAAACUCUACACCACCUCGUAGUACCCACCGAAAUACCAUACCACUCAUCUUUAAGAAAAGAAAAAAACCACACUUGAUCUCACAACAAAUAUAAAGCUGACUUCUUUUGUUGUUUUUAGAAACCAUUUCCACCAUUUUCCUAGUAAACUACUUGAUACUAAAAUAAUCAAAAUAAGAAUAAAGGAAAGGAAAGGAAAUACUACAACACUGCAAUUAUUUUCUUUCUCCUGUUAACCAAGUUUGAGGUUAGGAUGUCUGCUACCUCAUUUACUGCUCCAGCUGCUGUUUCUGGCUAUGUUGGCCUGAGAUCCAACUUCACUGAGCUUCUUCCAGCUAAGGAUUCAGUUGGGUGGACCAGGAAAACUGUCUCCAAUGGUUCAAAAACUCACUGCAUGAAGACAUGGAAUCCAAUUAACAAUAAGAAGUUUGAGGCACUAUCCUAUCUCCCACCUCUUUCAGAUGAUUCAAUUGCCAAAGAGAUAAAUUACAUGAUCAGAAAGGGAUGGAUCCCUUGCCUUGAAUUUGAUGAGGUUGGGCAUGUAUACAGGGAGAACAGUAAGAUGCCAGGCUACUAUGAUGGAAGAUAUUGGACAAUGUGGAAGCUACCCAUGUUUGGCUGCAAUGAUUCUUCUCAGGUCCUCAGUGAAAUCCAUGACUGCAAAAAAGCAUUCCCAACUGCUUAUAUACGUUGUUUAGCUUUUGAUAAUAUUCACCAGGGUCAGUGCAUGUCCUUUGUUAUUCAAAAACCUACCUAGGAAGACCACCAGUUUCUGUUUAGGUUUUUCUCUUCUGGGAUGAGUUGUGUUUGUUGUACUUCAGCUUAGUUUUUUUAGUAAGAAGAUAAUAAUAAGCUUAUAAUAAAAUACUCCUACUUUCAAUUAAGUACUUGUUAGUGCUUAGUAAUAUGGUGUAAUGCUAUAAAUAAAGUACAAAAAAUCAGGGGAUUGAA